Molecule: messenger RNA, 1024 nt
Organism: Caenorhabditis sp. 36 PRJEB53466
Lineage: Eukaryota; Metazoa; Nematoda; Chromadorea; Rhabditida; Rhabditidae
Source: the annotation of a GenBank genome assembly
AUGGCCAAGCCGAUUCUCUACUCGUAUUGGCGCUCUUCGUGUUCCUGGCGGGUCCGUAUAGGUGAGGAGGACUGGUUCAGUUCUGAACUUUUAAAGUCUAUGAAAACAUUGCAGCAUUAUCACUGAAGAACAUUGACUACGAGUACCGUCCGAUCGAUUUGUUUUCCGAGGAGUCAAAGGUUUGCUAUCUACUUUGAUAAAACUUUACUUUGUGCAAAAGAUCCUAUUCCAGAGCAAUCCAGAGUUUGUGAAGCAUAAUCCAGCUCGGAAAGUUCCAACACUCGUCAUAAAUGGACUAUCCCUAUCUGAAAGUUUGGCUAUAAUCGAGUACUUGGACGAAGCCUACCCGGAGCCGCCGUUGCUCCCCAAAGAGCUUGAGAAGAGGGCGUAUGUGCGAGCUAUUGCUCUUCAUGUGAGCCUUUUUCUUGUCUAUUUUGCUUUGAAAACUGUUAUGUUUCCAGGUCGCCUCUGGAAUCCAGCCCCUUCAGGCGAUUAGCAUUCAUAAAAUGCUCAACGACAAAGAGCCAGGAUUCGGGGAUUCGGUGAGUGAUAUCUCGAUUGCGAGUAGAAAUAUGAAAAUGUUGUCAACUGAUAAAUUGUUCAUUAGGAAAUUGCGCACAUUUUAUCAGUUGACUACUUUUCGAUAUCCCCACAGACAGAUGAGAUACAUCGUUUUGAAUGAAAGGAAUUGGCGUAGAGUAUUGUAGAUCUCUUAAUUCUUGCAGUGGUGCAAUCACUUCGUCACCAAGGGAUUCAAAGCUCUCGAGGAGCUCCUUAUCAAGCAUUCCGGCAAAUAUUGCGUUGGCGAUCAGCUGACAAUCGCCGAUAUUGUGCUACCGUCGAUCAUUUUCAAUGCGAACAUGUGAGUGCCCGAGGAUUCUCAGAGAUCAUUAACUUUUUCAGCUACAAAGUGGACAUGUCACCGUACCCGACCAUGAAUCGGAUCAACGCGACCCUCGCGGAACUUCCACACUUCAAAGCGGCUCAUCCAGACGCUCAACCGGAUGCGCCGAACAAAAACUGA